Molecule: messenger RNA, 2208 nt
Organism: Aspergillus clavatus NRRL 1
Lineage: Eukaryota; Fungi; Ascomycota; Eurotiomycetes; Eurotiales; Aspergillaceae
Product: terpene cyclase/mutase family protein
Exons: 4
Coding region: 1-2208 (735 amino acids)
Biological process (GO): ergosterol biosynthetic process; triterpenoid biosynthetic process
Cellular component (GO): lipid droplet
Molecular function (GO): lanosterol synthase activity
Source: RefSeq, a predicted model, not a curated record
AUGGCUGGUGACCCCAUUGCGCCAUGGAGAACGGCGGCUCAGGGCCACUUAAGUUCUGAUGAAAAUGGAGACCUCAAAACGGACUACUCAAGGUGGAGAUUACUUGAUGAUCGUGGUCGUCAAACCUGGCAUUAUUUAGAAUCAGAUGAAGAGAAUGAGAAGUGGCCUCAAUCCAUCGCGGAUAAGCAUUUUCUGGGCCUUCCUAUGGGACUGCCAGAGUUACCAAAGGCAAAGACUCCGUUGCAGUGUGCAGAGAAUGGUUUAGAGUUCUUCUCCAAGUUGCAGCUCCCUCCGGGCAAUUGGGCCUGUGAGUAUGGAGGCCCAAUGUUUUUGCUGCCAGGGCUCAUCAUCACUUACUAUGUGACAAACACUCCAAUCCCGCCAGAGUAUGCAACUGAGAUCAAAAGGUAUCUCCUUGCCCGUCAACAUCCUGAAGAUGGUGGCUGGGGCCUGCACAUUGAGGCCCAUAGCUCCGUCUUUGGCACCUCCAUGAACUACGUCGCACUCCGUCUUCUUGGUGCCCAUGAAGAUGAUCCUCGUAUGAUCAAGGCACGCGGACUAUUGCAUAAGUUUGGCGGCGCCAUUUACGGGCCUCAUUGGGCGAAAUUUUGGCUCAGUGUUCUCGGCGUCAUGGAGUGGGAUUGUGUCAACCCUGUCCCACCUGAGAUUUGGCUUCUCCCGGAUUGGGUUCCCAUUGCUCCUUGGCGGUGGUGGAUUCACAUACGCCAGGUCUUCCUGCCUAUGUCUUACCUAUGGUCCAAGAAAUUUACCCAUCCUCUGGAUCCUCUUACCAAACAGCUGCGGCAGGAGCUGUAUACUCAGCCUUAUGACUCUAUUGACUUCGCAAGUCAUCGCAACUCCAUUCACGAAGCAGACAACUACUACCCUAAAACGAGGCUUUUGAACCUGCUCAACCAGAUCCUUGUCAACUUUUGGAAUCCCUACCUCCGAGUCUCUGCGUUGGUAAAACGUGCUGAAGACUGGACUUGGGAGUUGAUCAAGAUGGAGGACGAGAACACUGACUAUGCAGGCCUAGGACCUGUGAGCAAUCCAAUGAACAUGGUUGCUUGCUACGUUCAUGACGGGCCGGAUAGCUACUCAGUCCGGCGCCAUCGCGAGCGUCUUAAUGACUAUAUGUGGCUGAAGGGUGAAGGCAUGUUAAUGAACGGUACCAAUGGAGUCCAAGUAUGGGACACGGCCUUUAUCACCCAGGCAAUUGUCGUUGCCGGUUUCGCAGACGAUCCCAAGUGGCGGCCCAUGCUUACCAAAGCCCUGGAAUUCCUUGAGGAUCAUCAGCUCCGUGAGAACGUUCCAAACCAGGAGAAAUGCUACCGACAGCAUCGAAAGGGUGCAUGGCCCUUCAGCAACAAGACGCAAGGUUAUACAGUCAGUGACUGUACCGCAGAAGGCUUGCGAUCGACCAUUCAACUCCAGGAGAUGCACAACUAUCCCAAGCUGAUCUCCAUGGAGCGAUUGAAAGACAGUGUCGAUUGCCUACUGCUGAUGCAGAACCCCUCAGGUGGGUUUACCGAUUACGAAACGACUCGUGGCUCUGAGAAGCUGGAGUGGCUCAAUGCCGCGGAAGUGUUUGGCGGAAUCAUGAUUGGUUAUGACUAUCCUGAGUGCACCACUGCCUCUGUCACUGCGCUUUCUCUUUUCAGCAAGUUUUAUCCCGACUACAGGGCGGAUGAGAUCAAAGCCGCUAAAGACAGGGCGGUCAAGUACAUCAAACGCGUGCAGAGGCCCGACGGAAGUUGGUAUGGAGCCUGGGGCAUCUGUUUCACCUACGCCGCCAUGUUUGCGCUGGAAAGUCUGGCUAGUGUCGGCGAAACUUACGAAACCAGUGACUCUUCGCGCCGUGGCUGCGAAUUUCUUCUCUCCAAGCAGAAGGAGGACGGAGGGUGGGGUGAAUCCUACCUCAGCAGUGAGAAACACGUUUACGCCCAUCAUGAGAAUUCCCAGGUCACUCAAACUGCUUGGGCCUGUCUCGCCUUGAUGGAAGCGGAAUAUCCACAUAAGGAGCCGCUUCAGAAAGCCAUGAAGCUACUCAUGUCACGACAGCAGCCUAAUGGGGAAUGGCUGCAGGAGGCCAUCGAAGGUGUCUUCAAUCAAUCUUGUAUGAUCUCGUAUCCAAACUACAAGUUCUAUUGGCCCAUCCGAGCUCUGGGUCUCUACAGUCGAAAAUUUGGCAAUGAGGAGUUAAUGUGA